Molecule: messenger RNA, 2857 nt
Organism: Pomacea canaliculata
Lineage: Eukaryota; Metazoa; Mollusca; Gastropoda; Architaenioglossa; Ampullariidae
Product: bestrophin-1-like
Molecular function (GO): chloride channel activity
Source: RefSeq, a predicted model, not a curated record
GAGUGUCGACUCGCUAUAUCUCCCGGAACCUCCACGCAGUCCUCGAGAAUAAUUCAUCAACGUCGAGCUGUGUCGGGGGCGACUAGAGUCCGGACGAUGACACACAAUGACACACAGCGACUCCUCCGUGCGGCGACAUUCACCCUGACGACAGACACUCUCUCCACGCUGCUGCCAUUGAGAAACAAACUCUACAGAAAGGCAGCAGCGUGCCCACCACUGAAUGUUUUCCAAAGAUCACAGCAGCGAUAAUAUGUACACUAGUCGGGAACAGUUUCUCUUCUAACACAAGUACAGAAACCAAACUAAAGAUUGUAUCCACACCUGUCAAGACUGUCGUCUGCACAAAGCGCUACAACAUGUGUUUUCUACUCAGAACCAUCCUAAUCACUGGAGGAAUGUCUUUUUUCCGACUCUGAAGUCUCCAUUUCGGCAACAGCUAAAAAAAGGAAGCAUCGAGCGCCAUGACCAUUAUCUACCAGUACCGGGUGGCCACGGCAUCCCUGGGUGGGUUUGUGAAGCUGCUGUGCGCCUGGCGGGGUAGUGUGUACAAGUUGUUGUUCAAGGAGACCUUGCUCUUCUCUGGUCUCUACGCCCUCAUCAGCUUGACCUACAGGUUCGCCCUCAGCGACCAGCAGAAAUUACAGUUCGAGCAGGUGGCCAUGCACUGCAACAGCUACACCAGCUUCAUACCAGUCUCCUUCGUCCUCGGCUUCUACGUCACAGUCGUGGUGCAGCGAUGGUGGCAGCAGUUUAUCAACGUCCCAUGGCCGGACAGGACGAUCUUUGUCAUGUGUACAUACCUCAACGGGCAAGAGGAACGGGCGAGGAUCAUGAGGCGGACUGUGGCUCGCUACAUGCUGUUCGGACUGAUCCUCAUCAUGCGAGCAGUGUCUGUGGCCGUGAUGAAGCGCUUCCCCACCAUGGACCACAUCAUUGAAGCAGGUUUCGUGACCAAGGAGGAGGCCGAGGCGUAUGAGGCUGUGCAGUGCAAGUAUCUCAAGUUCUGGGUUCCGCUCAUGUGGGCCAACAACAUCAUCGCACGCGCCCGCCACGAGGCUCGCAUUGAGACGGAGUUUGGGCUGCGAAUGAUACUAGAGCAACUGGCUGACUUCCGAGACAAGUGUUCCAUCUGCUUCGUGUACGACUGGAUCACAAUACCUCUCGUUUACACACAGGUGGUCACACUUGCUGUGUACUCCUUCUUUGCUGCGUGUCUGGUGGGCCGGCAGUUUCUGGACACGAAACAUGGCUACCCAGGGUACGAGUAUGAUUUGUACGUUCCAGUUUUCACGCUGCUGCAAUUCUUCUUUUAUAUGGGGUGGCUAAAGGUCAGUCUUCCUGAACAGAUGAUUAACCCGUUCGGCGAGGACGACGAUGAUUACGACAUCAACUGGCUGCUCGACCGCCACACUGCAGUGGCUUUUGCACUGGUCGAUCAAUGCUGCGGUCGCCACCCGCCACUCAUCCGUGACCAGUUCUGGAACGAUGUGGUCAUGCCUGAGCUGCCCUACACGGAGGCCUCCUACUCCUCCAAGCGGCACAACUUCCUGGGUUCCACCUUCAACAUCGAACCUCCAUCGAGAGAAGAGAUGCAGAUCCAUCACGAGCAUGAAGGCUUGAGAAGGCGCAGUCGGAGUUCCUUUGCCGGCUCUCUCCUCAGUCUCUUCUCCCUCAAACCUCAGAACCGUCUUCUCUCUGGAUCACGAGACACCCUAGAUUCUGCAGAACACCAUACUGGACGCUUCCUGUCUGUACCAAACGGAAAGACGGGUUAUCUGCCGGUGUCCCCUUUAGUGACGGCCAUGGAAAAGUCCUCUAGCGUCUCUAUUGACCUGUCGGACACUGGUGAUGGACACGCAAACUCAGUCCCGUGGUGCAGACCAGGGAGCGAUCCAGCAGUUUCAAAAUGAACAAAACUGAGAAUGUAGAGCCCAAGGUUCGAAAGCUGAGUUCUCCCUCGCGCUUUCAUUUCGGCUCAAAGAAGGACAAGGAAGUGAACUCACCGAAACCAACAAGGUUCAAGGUAGAACCUGUGGAUGACCCACACCCACCACCAGACACGUCCUCCACCAUCUCCGCCAGCUCCACCGGAGGGACCAGCAGCGGGGUCAACACCAGAAUGCGGAAAACUGGCUACAUCCUGACCAACGCCCAGCAGCUGAUGAGUAAAGCAUCCGUGUCCAGGGCCCCUAUCCUGUCCAUCAUCGAGGAGGGCAACACCGUCACCAGCUUACGUCAGAUCUUCUCUGCGCGUGCACCUGGCGAUGAAGAGGGAGACGACGGGUCAUCAGACGAUGAGCCUUUUGAGAGGCAGUCCACAGUCCCUUUGCUUGAUGAGAUAACGGAAGUACCAGUGGAAUCAGGGUCGCCACAAAAUGCCAUACCGAUGAUCACCGUCGAUGAAUACUGAUGUAAUAUUUACAUCAGCUACAACGAUCUUAUACUGUUUUCUUGCAGCAACAUAUGUCUUCGUCCAAAAUAGUUUUCAAUGCAUUUGCAGAGUUUUGUCGAUUUCUUUACAUCUCCACUAAACAGGACUUUCCCGCAGAUUGGGAGCUGGGGUAGGUGGUAUGGGAGGGACAUGUGAAGGGCUGGUGGUCGACGGUGUGAGAACAGAACAUGAUUUGCUGAUCCCUGAUCUCAAUACAUUUGAACCAGAAGGAAUAAUUUCAUCUUCUGUCAAACAGUUGUUUGUGAAUCAUCAUACUCGGGACUUUGCUGCAACUUGAAAAUGUCUCCACCAUCGCCUGACCAGAGCUAGAACCGGUGGUACUGUAUUUCAGAACUAUGUAGAUACACGUUUCGGCUUUCUUUGGAGAAGAGACUGGUAAAUAAAGAAAAGACUUUGGCUGUU